Molecule: messenger RNA, 1021 nt
Organism: Brassica rapa (field mustard)
Lineage: Eukaryota; Viridiplantae; Streptophyta; Magnoliopsida; Brassicales; Brassicaceae
Product: pectinesterase inhibitor 3
Biological process (GO): negative regulation of catalytic activity
Molecular function (GO): enzyme inhibitor activity
Source: RefSeq, a predicted model, not a curated record
AAAUUUUACAGAUGUUCCCCAUACUGCAUUCACCAUCCUACUCCUUAUCUUAUGCACGUACCCACGCAAAUAAAAAGAAAUAUCUGAGGGUAUUUAUGUAAUAAAACCAUAAAUAAGCUAUAACGUCGAACGACCUACCACUUUAAAUUCUUACCAACCAGUCACCGCUCUCCAUUUUUCAUUUACAGAGAUAACCCUAACUUGGUCACUCUCUCUCUCACACACUCCAGUUCAAACAAUGGCUCCUCCACAGAAGCUCUUUCUCGCCGCCAUUGUCUCCGCCGUCAUUGUAGCUGCCACCACCGGACACGGACCUAAUAGUACUGCUGAAGAUAUUGUACAUUCCUCCUGCGUGCACGCGAGCUAUCCAUCUCUAUGCGUCCGUACGCUCUCUACCUACUCCGGUCCAACCAUCACGAACCAACGCGAGCUAGCUCAAGCCGCCGUCAAGAUAAGCCUCUCCCACGCUCAAGCAGCUGCGAAGAAACUCGCGGCUGUGAGAGAAACCGUGGGGAAGAAACGGGUGAAAGCGGCGGUUGUGGACUGCGUGGAGAUGAUUGGAGACUCCGUGGCUGAUCUGAGCCGUACGUUAGGCGUUUUAAAGCAUCUCCACGUCUCGGGCGGUUCGGCGAACGAGUUCAGGUGGCAGAUGAGCAAUGCGCAGACGUGGGCUAGUGCGGCAUUGACGGAUGAUGACACGUGUCUAGAUGGGUUUAAAGGGGUCGAGGGCAAGGUUAAGACGGACGUGAAGCAGUGGAUGACGAAAGUGGCGAGGGUUACGAGCAACGCGCUUUACAUGAUCAACCAGCUAGAUGAAUCACGUGGCAAGCCCCACGUAGUACGUUCUUGAUGUUAUAUAUGAUGUGCUUGUCCUAAUGGACAGUUAUGAUUUGGUGUUAGUUUUUUCGUGUUUGCUUAAUUGCGAGUUAUCUACUAUUUAAAGAUGAGAGGCAUUGUCCUUUUAAGUAGUUCUGAUAAUGGUAUACUAAAUAAAUGGUUUCUCUUUUUUUUUCUGACGGUA